AUGGAAGCCAAAGGAGAAACCCAGUGGAGCUCAAUUAUAGUUCCUUCUGUUCAAGAGAUGGUGAAAGAGAAAAUGAUCACGACCGUUCCUCCCAGGUAUGUCCGGUCGAACCUAGACGACAACUCUGAAGUCGCCGAUGAUUCUGGUCUUAUAACCAAGAUCCCAGUCAUCGACAUGAAGCGGUUGUGUUCUUCCACCGCCAUGGACUCUGACUCUGAGCUUGUAAACCAUGAGAUAGACCCAAGUUUCUUGGACAAAGUAAAGUUGGAGAUUCAGGAUUUCUUCAACCUUCCCAUGGAAGAAAAGAAAUUUUUCUGGCAGCAACCAAAUGAUAUGGAAGGAUUUGGACAAGCUUUUGUGGUUUCAGAAGAUCAGAAACUCGACUGGGCAGAUUUGUUCUUCUUUAUAGUGCAACCUAUCCAAUUACGCAAGCCUCACUUGUUCCCCAAGCUACCUCUUCCUUUUAGGGAUACAUUAGAGAUGUAUUCCGCUCAAGUGAAGAGAAUAGCUAAGAUUUUAAUAGCCAAAAUGGCGAAAGCCCUGCAGAUGGAACCAGCGGAGGUUGAAGAAACAUUUGGUGAUGAUAUGUUCCAGAGUAUGAGGAUGAAUUACUACCCUCCGUGUCCAGAGCCUAAUCAGGUUAUCGGUCUGACUCCGCAUUCCGAUGCGGUCGGACUCACCAUACUGUUGCAGGUGAAUGACGUUGAAGGUCUCCAAAUCAAGAAAGAUGGGAAAUGGGUUUUUGUCAAACCUCUCUCAAAUGCCUUCAUUGUCAACGUUGGAGACGUCUUAGAGAUCAUAACGAACGGGACAUACAAAAGCAUUGAGCAUCGCGCAGUGGUGAACUCGGAGAAAGAGAGGUUGUCUAUUGCAACAUUUCAUAAUCCGGGACUGAACAAAGAAAUUUCUCCGGCGAAAAGCCUCCUUGAAAAGCAAAAAAAGGCUGCAAAUUUCAGAAGCCUGAUAACUAAAGACUACUUGAAAGGUUUGUUCUCCCGCGAAAUCUACAGAAAAGGUUACCUCGAUGCUAUGAGAAUCUAA
This is a messenger RNA of Thlaspi arvense, 1041 nucleotides long. The record is from the annotation of a GenBank genome assembly. Lineage: Eukaryota; Viridiplantae; Streptophyta; Magnoliopsida; Brassicales; Brassicaceae.